UCACUGCAGUUAGUUGUCCUUUUACCUUUGAGAUUCAUGGCAGAUUUAGUCCACCUGUUUUCAGGGAUACACAACACUUCUACCUUUAAAGAGGUUUUCAACAUGGAUUCAAAGUAUGGAGACAUCUCAGCUGGGAGUUUUCUGACUGACGAUCGAGAUCUUUUUAACUCUUAAAUCACUUUUAAACUGCUGGCGGUUCCAUCUUGUCUGUUUCAGAUGCAACGCUGCUGCCGGAGAGUGGUGAACACAGUGCUACAAAGAUCCAGGGGAGGAUUUGUGAGCUGCUAGCCAGUUCCAGCUAAUCAACAACCCAACCCCUCAGCCGUGUCAGUGAGGAUGUUUCAUUUCUGUAACUCACGCUGGCCUCUGCUGUUGUUUGCUGCCCUGUGGAGCCUCAGCUACCCGAGUUUGCUCACAGCCUGGCCGGGCAUCAGUCGCAGCAAGCCCAAGGAUCAUCUGGACCCUAAUGUCAGGGACUGGGGGGACUACUCAGACCUGCCUCCAGGAGUCGAGCAGGGGUUGGGGUUGGACAAAGACGGGGAACAUGGAGACAACAGGGGAGCUGGAGAGUCAUUAUCAAGCCUGGCCCCAGAGAUGGAUUUCCUGGCUGACUUUGCAGGUAAAAAGCGUCUGUGGGUGAUAACAGCCCCAUCAUACAGUGACAACUACCUUCGUAUGAUGGAGAAACAGCUGGAAGACAUGGAGCAGAAAGGGCUGAACUGCCGUCUAGCAGAAAGAGACACAUUUAUCAUCACCAUCAUCCAGAACGCUAUGAUGGAAGGUCGAAUCCAGAAAACAACUUUCCAAGGAGAGGCCACAGUAGAGAACCUGGACCCUGACACAGUUACCAAACUGCUGCACUACCUCGAGCUCACUGACCAGGAGCAAGGGUUCACCAUGCUGGUUCUGAAGAAGAACCUUCUGGUCAGUGAGCGCUUCCCUUAUCCGGUCCGGGUGGAGGCAAUUUUUGAGCUCAUUGAUCAAUUCCCCAUGAGGAAGCUGGAAAAGAUGACCAGAAAAGGAUCCAAGUUGAGGUGUAAAACCACUAAAAAGAAGGUUGUGGUGACAAGGAAAAAGAUGAAGAAGAAGAUGGUGCUAAGUCCUCAGAGGCGAGGGAACGUGACAUCUGUCAUGGCAUUACAAAGAAAAAAUCCCCUGCACAAAAAAGCAGCCCUGAAGAGCAAGAUCCAGGAUAUACUGAGUGGACGGUCGAGGUUUGUUAUUCGUAAGGUGCCUGCAGUGGGGUCCACUAGGGGAAAGGACUCGAGCGGUGGUGGUCGGGCCUCUUCUGACAGACAGGAAAAAGUGCACAGUCCUCCACUUGUGUCGAAGAGCAGUGACGACAUGAAGAAAAACAGGCCUGAGUCCACUGUUGAAGAGGGAAAGAAAAGACAUGGGGGGAAAAACAGUGAAGAUCAAAAAGCGGAGAAUGUAAAGGAGGAUAUACAGGAAAAACAGAGCUCUAAGAAAAAGGGCAAAGGGAAGAAAGGGAAGAAAGGGAAAGGCAGAGGGAAAAAAUCCAACAAAGAGGCCAGUGAGAAGGAUAAAACAGCUCUGAAGGAGUUUUUGGACAGUUUGAGGGGAACGAGAAGGUUAAUGCUGAUGUCAACACCCAGCAGAGAUGCAACACUGUACAUCCAGCAAAAAGAGGAGAACGAGAAGCAACACUGUGACCUCGCUAUCAGGAAGAUCACAGUGGCGACCAUUGUGGGUGAAGGUGGCGACGCCACGCUGACGCUGCAGCACCACCAGCUUGAGUCGGAGCGUCCACUCAGCGGCCAAUCAGAACAUUUCUCAGAUGGAGGCCUGAUCUCUCUGUUGAGAGCAGAGCUCGGCCUGUCGUCAUCAGACCUCUUUUCCAUGACUGUCUCAGACUACGACAUGAAGCCCAAUAGAGUCUUUGAGGCUCCUCCAUCAAGUCCUGCUCUGUUCGAGUACAUUGACAACUUUCCCUCAAGGCGCUCAGAAAAAGAAAAGGAGAGGAAGAGUCCUCCUGCUUGCUCCAAAGGAACGCAACAGCCUGGAGCAGAGAAUUCACUGCUCAGGUUCAUGUCUAAGAGAAGACUGCUCCUCAUCUCUGCUCCCUCUGAGGACGAGUACUCCUUCCAACAGCAGCUCUCUGCACUCAAUGGACAGGGGUGUCACCUGGGUAUUCGCCACUUUGCCAUGUUGAAGCUGACUGGAGUUGGAGACAAAGCGUCAGGAACUGUUGAGCUUUUUCCCCUAAAUGGUCGUAGUCAGAGUGAAGUAGAGCUGUUAUCCCGUGACACGGUCAACAACCUGAGAGAGCAGCUAAAGAUCAGUAAGGACUAUUUCAGCAUGCUGGUUGUGGGGAAAGACGGUGAUGUGAAGGCGUGGUUCCCAUCACCCAUGUGGUCCCUGGAAAACAUCUACGACCUGGUGGACUCCAUGGAGCUCCGCCUCCAGGAGGAGAAGCUGCAGAAGAGACUGGGCAUCCACUGCCCUGAGGACAGAGGGAAAGGAGGCAGCGAGGGGGGGCAUUAUGGCGGUUAUGAUGAAGAUGGGACUGAGGAGACGUACUUGUACCACCGGUCAGAGAAAUGAUGAGAAAGAAGGAGGAAGAAGCUGCGGAUUACAAACUAAUAAAGACAGAGGAGGAGGACACAGGAUUCAAUUUAUGCAUAGAUGGUGAUGAUGCGCAAUGAUAAGUUGAAUAUUUUAUGUUUGCAAGUAAUAAAUAUGAAAAGUAGAGCAGAAAAUAUCGGAAUGUUUCAUUCAAGAACAUUUAAUGGAAGCAUAUGUUCACCUGUCCACUGAUUUGUUUUUUUAAUUUUGUUUUUCCAGAUAAGUUGGUGCUCCGUUAUUAUUUGUUGAUUACAGCAUCGUUGUAACAGGAACAAAGUCCAUCCAUCCACUUCUAUCCUCUUUUUCAAACACAGUCAGAGUAUACAAAUGGAAAGUUCCUCUGUUGAAAUGUUGUGACGCAGAAAUUGAAAGUGUAUUCAAAGGAAACAAAUGUUCUUUUCUUCAACAAU
Messenger RNA from Chelmon rostratus (copperband butterflyfish), 2996 nucleotides. RefSeq names its product coiled-coil domain containing 80 like 2 (gene ccdc80l2). The transcript is spliced from 12 exons. The coding region runs from base 337 to 2565 and encodes 742 amino acids. NCBI's taxonomy places the organism in Eukaryota, Metazoa, Chordata, Actinopteri, Chaetodontiformes, Chaetodontidae. The record is from RefSeq and is a predicted model, not a curated record.